AUGGCCGCACGAUUCUCCCGUCCUUUGCUGCGUCGCAUUGGCGUCAUGUCAACUACUGGACCUUGCAAUCAUGUUUUAGUUUCGAGAAAUGUUUCCAAUGCUUCAAAAGGCUCGGAAGAUGCGCUAAAGGUGAAUUUUAAGCACUGGAUGAAGAAAGAGGUGAUGCUGCUGGCGUUUAUGGUGGUAACUGGAGCUGCAGGUGUUCGCUUUUACCAGAACCGUGAGAAUGCACCGGUGAAUCAAGUCCAGCAGUUGCUGAAGCAGGCAGAACAGAGUGCGGGGGAGGAAGAUGCGAAACAAGCAAUUAGACACUGUCUCCACGCGUACGACGUCAUCAAGAGUACCAAUUCGCAUGAUCGCCAUUUGUUUGAGGUAGCGUUUGCCAUUGCUGCGCAGUAUGACGCUCUGGGAAGAAGCGAGGUUGCAACGAAGUAUUACCUUGAUGCGUUGGAGCAUAACUUGCGAGAGACAAAUGUCGCUAAGAGGGAGAAAAACUGUGUGGUCACACUCGACCGCAUCGCACAGUCGUACGAGAACAGGGGUCACAUCACGACUGCGGAGAAGUAUUACAAGCAGUCCAUCAGCGCGUAUAAUCAAAACCAAGGACGACGAGAAAUGUCCAAAACAUCAAGAAGUGAGGUUGAGGAUCUCUCAGCACUUGACCGCGAGAUCCCUGCCGUGCUUUACAACUAUUCACAACUACUGAUGGCUAACAAGCGCUGGAACGAGGCCAGCAACGCAUUGCAGCGCGCUGCGACUCUUGCGCGAGUUUCCUCACUGUCCGAGGAGUAUGUGAAACUCAUUGAUGGUGCCAUUGCAAAUGUCCGGCUGGCCAGAACGACCGAAAAAAGUAAUAGGAAUGAGCCCUGCAUUGCGCCUGUGAAGUCAUUCUGA
Messenger RNA from Peronospora belbahrii, 894 nucleotides. The record is from the annotation of a GenBank genome assembly. Lineage: Eukaryota; Oomycota; Peronosporomycetes; Peronosporales; Peronosporaceae.